This is a messenger RNA of Canariomyces notabilis, 970 nucleotides long. RefSeq lists its product as uncharacterized. The record is from RefSeq and is a predicted model, not a curated record. NCBI's taxonomy places the organism in Eukaryota, Fungi, Ascomycota, Sordariomycetes, Sordariales, Chaetomiaceae. The coding region runs from base 1 to 918 and encodes 305 amino acids. The transcript is spliced from 3 exons.
AUGGCCUCUCCAAUGACGUUCUUCCUCAACCUAUUGUUUCUCCUCUCUACUGCACUUCUUGUGGCUGUUCAGGCACGUUCCCGAUCCGACCUGUGCGGAAUCAGCAUACAUGCGUCCGACUACCCAGACGUUGGUAGCUUUGUAACCACCGAAGGAACUUUCCACGUUCCCCAGACCAGAUAUCGCACAGACGAUCCACCGACCUUGAUCAACCAUGGUGUCGCCCUCUGCUGUGGAGAUGACUGCUCAGCUCGUUUGGCCGCUUUCAUUACGACAUGGGAAUGGGACACACCGGGUACCAUAAGCUUGCCCGGGUUCCAUUUUUACCCAUACUUUAUGGUCCAUAUGUCUCACUCUGUUGGCAUGCACCUCAAUACUUCCGAUACUGUACGGAUUAAGUUGGAGAUCCUGAACCAAACCAAAGCUCAAAUCACGUACACCAAGUAUCUCACCCCGACGGUUAACGAAACACUAAAGCUCACCAUCGACGCCGUCCGCGGAGACAACGGUGCACCCAUUCUGAACGUCACCACCCUCUUUAACGACGACUACGAAAGCCGUAUGAUCUACGACGUCCGAAGCCCCAAAUAUACACGGCAGACCCCAACAUUCUGUGGGGAUUCCGCAUGGUGGUUUGCGUCGGACAAUUUUGGGCUGGACGAGAGCCACACUAUUCUCAGGGGAGGCUUCAGGUUCCCGUCGCAGUUUCCGCCGCUGCUGAUUGGCAAGCACCGGCUGCAGACUGAGCAGAAGAAAUGGUUCCCACAUAAUUUUCCUCUUGGCGGGGCAACGCGACAUUGGGACAUGCUUCGCGAUUAUAGUCAUGAUGGGAAGGGGGAGCAUGUUGCGUGCAAGGUCAGGGGGUUUCCUGAUACCGGUAUGACGUUGUUGUAUUCGCAGCAUCCGUGGGAGGAUUGACGUUGAAGAUGAAGACGUUGGGCGGGAAUUUGGAGUUAUCUGUUUACACCAU